AUGCUGGCCCGUCAAAUGAUGUUGCCAAGACUGGCGCUCCGUGCCGUCCACACCACUUCUCGCCUCUCUGGGGGCCAGGAAUUCUAUUGGGGACCAGAGAAGGCCGCCGGACGCGAGCUCGUAGGAUACGGAUGCAAUGGAGACAACGUAAACUAUUCAAAAAUGUUUUUGUUAAAAACAAUUUUUCCGAUUUCAGAUCUAUCAGGAUCGCCUUGAUUACUGGUAUCCAGCCAUCAGAUUCCGCAAGGAGGACAACGUGAUCGCCCCGAUCCGCACCAAGGAGCAGGCUGACUGGAAGAACUUGUCCGCUGAGGAAAAGAAGCUUUGUAAGUACAUUAUAACACUGUGUGUGUAAAAAAAAAUUUCAGUGUACCGCUACAGCUUCCGUCAGACCCUCUCCGAGUUCGAGGCUCCGACCGGAUACUGGAAGGUGAUCACCGCCGUCGUCCUCAGUGUUCUGGGACUGGCCACCUAUUACGCUAUUCUUCUGAAUGUUUACGGUAAGACUUACACUUGUUUCGUGAACAUUUUUUUAAACAAAUUUUUCUUUUUCAGUCUACCCAGAACUGCCACCAACCUUCCAAAACGAAUACAAGGAGGCUCAAGUCGAGAGAGCUCUCGUUCUCGAGAAGGGCAACUUCCUCGGAGCCCCAACGCACUACGACUACGAGAAGCAGAAGUGGAAGUAA
Molecule: messenger RNA, 689 nt
Organism: Caenorhabditis sp. 36 PRJEB53466
Lineage: Eukaryota; Metazoa; Nematoda; Chromadorea; Rhabditida; Rhabditidae
Source: the annotation of a GenBank genome assembly